AUGUUCAAUGAACUUAUUCCCCAACAAGCACCUGCAAACGAACCAUUUCAACUUCAAAAGGAUGCAAAUGAACCAUUUCAAUUUCUAGCCAAAGCUUUGGGUUAUUCGCUUAACCAAGAAUGGAAUACAAUACCUAUAAGCCAAGAUGCCUCUGUCAGUGCUUAUCAGAUCAUGAGUUACUCAUUGCUUAACGAAGAAAUGGCAAUAAGAACCAAUCUUAUCCCCCAUCCUUCAGGGAAAAUACAAGAUGUAUACACAUACAUACUCCAGGAUUUCAAGGUACUUUUGUAUUCUCGAUUAAACGAUAAUGACCAGAGGGAAACAAUUGAAUCGAAGUUAAAUAGAAAGCUUAUCAAGAACUUAUUCAUGCCUUUGAUCUAUGGGAAGACAAUUAAUGCUAUGGAACAGGAUAUUCAAAAAGUAUAUGCCUUCCCUUUCUUUGUUACCUCCCUUCCCUUGUUUCUUGUCCGCUUGUUACGAGCUUACACUCACGUCUCGAAAAGUGCGUUCGCUUAUCGGUCGCGAUACCCGACUAGGGCAUCGUCUCCCUUGUGUAUUAGCUCCGUUCGUGAGGCAUCCCAUGCCUCUCUUCACUCCAGAUUCACCUUGCUUUCUUCGGUUCCAUAA
This is a messenger RNA of Striga asiatica, 627 nucleotides long. The record is from the annotation of a GenBank genome assembly. Lineage: Eukaryota; Viridiplantae; Streptophyta; Magnoliopsida; Lamiales; Orobanchaceae.